AUGACUAAACAGCUGUCCCGGUCUAAAAUAUUUAGAUGGGCCAAAUUCAACCUCAAAGCACUCCUGCUGCUUGCAGAGAAACUUCGAGGUCGAUCAUGUACCUGCGAUGAGUCCAAGGCCCCCAAGAGUGGUAGCUUGAACUGGGUUAUAUUCCUCACCUUCGAUGAUGGGGUUGAAUGGGCGUUUCGCUCACCGCGCUACGAUACCUGUACGUUUUCGGAUGAAACCGCCUCCAAAAUACUCGUUAGUGAAGCGAGUACUUUGAGUGGCACUCACGAGAACGAUAUCGGGAUACCAUAUAUUCUUCAGAGCAAAGCUUCUGGUCGUCCUUUAUCAGAUUACCGCUGGACUGAGCCUUCAGUCCAGCCCCCGAAUAUCAAACACCCCAUAUUACAGCUCCCACUUUCAGAAUCAGACCGCGAAAGGAUAAUGGCUCAGCUUGGUACCAUCAUGUCUCAUCUCUCACAGGUCCCCUUUAAUAAGAUUGGAUCGCUGUUUGAAGAAGACAACGGUGGCUUUUCAGUUGGUGAAUGCCUCUCCCCUGUUCUCACCUGGCAAUCAAGGGACGCCCUUGAGACAGAUAUAGAACGAGGUCCCUUUGCUGAAGAAAGUUCCUACCUUCGGUCUUUAAUAUCAGCACUUACCUCUCAUGCAGAGGAACUCCCACUAACGCCUUACCUGUUCUUCUCGCCACUGCCAAAACCAGCUGAUUAUCCAUCAUGGGAUAGCUUCAAGGCAGCGACGGACAGAAGAGGUGAUUUCGUUGUUGUUGGUGAUAAACUCGAGGGUAGCAAGAAUCGACUCGACUACUGCAUCGCAGGUCAAAUGCUGGAGGAAAUGUUGCCACUACUGUCAAAUGAUUCGACUGGCUUCACCUUAUCACACCCUGACCUUCAUACUGGAAAUAUAUUUGUCGAUGAAGAUCUAAAUAUCACAAGCAUUGUUGAUUGGGGUUCUGCUAUAGCAGGUCCCGUGACUGAGUUGUUAGCGACUCCAGGACUGGCAAGUUCUUCGAAGCCACCUUCAGUAGCUCUCACUGUUGCUUUUCAGGCCGGCUUUUCUCAAGAAUCCCCAAACAUCAGCCGAGAUAUGUGGGAGAGAGCUGAGAUGAUGUGGUAUUUUUCUCACGUGGUACGUCUUCUGUCCGGUCAGGAUCUUCCCCUGUUCCAAAGAUUGCAUGAUCUUGUUUAUAAGACCGGAGUUGAAAAUCUAUCGGACUCAAGAGAUUAUGGUUGGCUGUUUCAUCAGCGGGCUAUGACCCCAAGUAACAAGCAACUUCUCUCCAAACUGAGGGAAGAUGACCUGACAGACGAUGAAGUGAAAGAAUGA
Molecule: messenger RNA, 1329 nt
Organism: Fusarium odoratissimum NRRL 54006
Lineage: Eukaryota; Fungi; Ascomycota; Sordariomycetes; Hypocreales; Nectriaceae
Exons: 2
Coding region: 1-1329 (442 amino acids)
Source: RefSeq, a predicted model, not a curated record